AUGGAAGCAAGAAACCGAAAGGAAAUAGAAGAAAGAAGAAGAAAAAGAAAAGGGAAGAAAGAAGAGAAAGCAUUGAAAUUAAGGAGAGAGAAGCAAAAGGAGGAGGAAGAUGAGCUGAUGAAAAGCAUACAGAAACUUAAAGUUAGAGAGGAGGAAAAAGCAAGGAUUGAAGAAUUAGAAAUAGAAAGCGAAACUUUACCAUCAGAACAUGGAGUGAAAGAUUCAGAUGUCAAGUCAGUGAUUCGAAAUAUUCCAGAACAGGUGAAUACACACCAACCAAUACGUAGAGCAGAAGAAACAAACGCAAAGAUGGAUGAACUACUGAAAAAGAUGAUGGAAUUAGAGAAAGAAAUCAGAGACAUAAAAAGUAACCAGAGUGGAAAUACAGAGAGUAAAAGAGGAACAGGCGGAUACAGACCACGACCAUAUGGAAGGCCUUAUAGAUGGAGACGGUAUGGAGAUGAUAGAAGUGUUGAUGAUAAUCCGAAGAAGUCGGAGGAAAAGAAGAAGGAAACCCCACCAAAAGAACACUCAUCAGAGAAGUCAAAAGACAAUUUAAACUAG
This is a messenger RNA of Mercenaria mercenaria, 564 nucleotides long. RefSeq lists its product as uncharacterized. The record is from RefSeq and is a predicted model, not a curated record. The transcript is spliced from 2 exons. Bases 1 to 564 code for a protein of 187 amino acids. NCBI's taxonomy places the organism in Eukaryota, Metazoa, Mollusca, Bivalvia, Venerida, Veneridae.